AUGCACGAUAUUGACGGAUUGAGAGAUGAGCCUUUCACGUGGUCUACAGGCGGAAGAGUGAAGCGUUUGGCUACGGCUCAAGAUGAGCCUUACUUGUUUUGGUCUGCUUCUGAGGACGGCUAUGUCAGAGAGUACGAUGCUAGGACCAACGCGGAUGACAAGUUGAUUAAUGCAGAAGAAAAACAUGUAAAAUCGUUUGCAGUCUGUCAAGGACGUACUGAAUUUGUGGCUGUCGCUACGGAUGAAGCUGCUGUCCCUAUUUACGACAGAAGAAAACCGGAUAAGCCCCUUCUGACGUGUGUAAAUGCUGACGAUAAAUGCCACAGCAAUUUUACUUACACCACUCAUGUUUCGUUUGAUGAAAUGGGAACAGAACUACUUGUGAACCAAGGGUGCGGUCCCAUAUAUUUGUUCAAGUUGAAGUGUGAUGAUCGGCCAACAGUUUUGCAGAAAAUAAAAUCAAUAAUUGAAAGCGAGGAAGAAGGAAAAUUGAACUUUCAGGCUAUCGAGAUCUACAGUCGAGCUCUUAGUCUGUCACCCGGUAACUAUGAUCGAAGUAUACUUUUGGCAAAUCGUGGCAUGGGUUAUCUUUGUCGUAGGUGGGAAGGCGAUUCCUAUGCCUGUGUUCGCGACUGUGUGGAGGCACUGCUUCUUUAUCCUGGAAAUUCCAAAGCAUUAUGGCGGCUCACGCGAUCUUUGAUGUUGUUGGAGCAAUGGGAGUUAGCAAAAGAAUGUAUCGAAGUUUUCAAAAAACGUUUCCCCAAUGAUCGGUCUAUAGUUCGACUUUCUGAUCAGAUAAGUGUCGCAAUGGACUCAGCUCAUGCUCAUCAGUCGCAUGUUAUGUGCGACGACAGCAAUUUUGUUGAUUAUAGUGAGAGGUUUUGUGGGCAGACGAAUACACACACCGAUAUCAAAGAGGCUAACUUCUUCGGAUCAAGAAAUCAAUAUGUUGUUGCCGGAUCUGACUGCGGGUCUUUACUGUUAUGGGAGCGUAGCUCCGGUGUACUUGUUGCUGCAUGGAAUGCUGAUCAAUCGAUUCUGAAUAUCGUACAACCCCAUCCCACCCAAUUCAUGCUAGCCACGUCUGGCAUCGAGGAAGUGAUCCGAUUAUGGCAACCCAUGGAGGAGGGCAAAGAGUGCGAAAGACGAAUAGCAGAACCAUGGUCUCACUUCGGCCAGCGUAAUCGACGUACUGCGGACGAGCGGGAUAUAUUUCUACGAUUUAUUGGAUCUCGAAUGAUGGGAAGAAGCCCUGAACGUCCGGAAUGCGUGACAAGCUAG
Molecule: messenger RNA, 1281 nt
Organism: Cooperia oncophora
Lineage: Eukaryota; Metazoa; Nematoda; Chromadorea; Rhabditida; Trichostrongylidae
Source: the annotation of a GenBank genome assembly